AUGGAAGGAUUACCACAUCAUGCAUUGCAAGACGAUUCACAAACUCCUGAUUGGAAUGAUUUAUUUGUGUUCAUGUUACCCCGAGUUUUCUAUAUAAAAGCUAUUCGUCGAAGACAAAACAUGGUUGAUCAGUGGUGGCACUUAUUGCCAAUUUCACUUAAUCACGAAAAUUAUUGGAAGAUGCAUGAGGCGAGAAAUAUAAGAACUCAACGCAGGCCGAGAGAGUCGUUCUCAAAAGCCAACUCAGAGUCAAAGAUGAAUUUACCAACAGAGAUAUUGGAUAAACUUCAGAAAGAAAGAUACACUACACAAACAAUGAUAGAAGAGUUAGAAUGCUGUUUAUACGGAAAGGAACCUUCAACAAAAACAAGGUUCAAAGACGAUCUUCAUACGAGAGGUUCGAGUAUAAGUGACAUAUCAGAAGUUAGCGAAAUGACAAAAAAUUUUACAUUUCCUGCUUAUGACGAUUUGGAAACUACUCGAGAAAAUCAUAUGAAAAGUUUUACACUUAAACCUGCAGAAAAAGAAGAUGAUUCACCUUUAGAUAGAAUCUGUGAUUCACUGACAAAGCUUCUUGAAGAAGCAGAAGUUGCUCUAUCGAGACCAGUACCAGAUGAAUCAAUUGUAUUGCACAGAAAAGAUUCUGUCGAUACAACUUGGGAUUCAGCGAGCACAAUUUCCGCUCAAUCAGAACAAAUAAUGACACCCGUCGAUUGCGGAUACAAUAACUUUGAUGCUCAGAUACAUUCUCGUCAUUCGUCAUUAUCGAUGCCUGGAACGCCAGGAACUUCGUUCAUGGAAGAAAUGUUUGAUGAUGAACCAAUAGAGAAGCCCUUACCGCCGCCGUUGACACCCGAGUAUCAACAAAGUUGUGAAAAUUUAGAAAAUGAAAUUCAACAUUUAAGUUCACCAACAAUGACAACAGCAAAUACAAUGAAUAAUAAUGAAGGAUAUUUUGAUUAUAUAAAACAAGAUGAAAGUGUCUCGAGCCGAGCGAAAUUACAGCAAUUCAUAAACAAUGUUUCCACUUUUGAAAAUGUUUUAACAGUCACCGGAUUUCUUUUUGGCUUUGCUCAAAUUGUCAUGGCAAUCAAGUGUCGGAGCUCAAAUCGAUUGCUAAUCGAACAAUCUCCAAAAGUUCGGCAAACUGGCAAGAAAUCAAUGACUAGAAUUCUAAAAUAUUUGGGAGUAUUCAGUGUUGGGUGGGCGAUUGGACGAAACAGUGACAAAUCAAAACAACCAAAACGACGUUAUCGUUAUUUCUAA
This is a messenger RNA of Ambispora gerdemannii, 1266 nucleotides long. NCBI's taxonomy places the organism in Eukaryota, Fungi, Glomeromycota, Glomeromycetes, Archaeosporales, Ambisporaceae. The record is from the annotation of a GenBank genome assembly.